This is a messenger RNA of Oncorhynchus mykiss (rainbow trout), 2150 nucleotides long. RefSeq names its product amnion associated transmembrane protein (gene amn). NCBI's taxonomy places the organism in Eukaryota, Metazoa, Chordata, Actinopteri, Salmoniformes, Salmonidae. Gene Ontology annotation, biological process: intracellular protein localization; receptor-mediated endocytosis. Gene Ontology annotation, cellular component: apical plasma membrane; endocytic vesicle. The record is from RefSeq and is a predicted model, not a curated record.
AGAUGCACAUUUUUUUAACACUAUACAGUUUUCACCAUACAGUUUUUAGGCAUAAAGGCUAUGAAAAGGUGUAGGCCUAAAUCAAAGCACUUUUCUUUCAUAGAGACAUCUACACUGUUAUUUUGGAGUGUUAUUACUGCGGCUGCAACAGCAGUUAAUCUUUGACCAAGCUGGUGACCAGCCGGUAAAGAUGAGUCUACCAGAGCUCAUCAACUUCAUAAUCUGGGAACCUGUGCACUCACUCCCUCAUGUGACAGUCACACUGCCAGAGACAAAGGUCACCCCGUAGUUCAUCCACUUCUGUCACAAGCAUUCAGGAUGCCAAAAACACCAGCCGUGUUUCUUCUCCUCGGUCUCUGUCUGUUCGGGGCAGCUGACGCCCUGUACAAGCAGUGGAUACCCGACACUAACUAUGAAAACAAGACCAACUGGGACAAAGGGUCCGUGCCCUGCGGUAACGACAUAGUGCAGUUCUCGGCUCAGAGGAAAGUGUCUGUGUAUGUGGAGACGGUCCACUCUGUCCAGGAGAUCCGGCUACCGGUGGACGGAGAGUUCAUCCUUCCCUCGGGGGGCGGCUUCACGGUCAGUAAUGGAGGGGACCCCGGUUGCGGGGCCGGCGUCACCGCCCAGUUCAAAGAUGCAGAGUCUCUGCAGUGGUUCGACCCGGCGCUGUGGCAGGCGGCAGAGUCUUCAGACGAUCUGGAGAAAGGUCGCUUCCUGUUCUCGGUACACGAGGAGAGCGUACCCUGCCAGUACGACAACGUGGUGUUCCGCGCUGGCUCCUCGUUCCGCGUGGACACUACCUCCAACCAGCCCAGCGUCCCUGUCCAGAGUGUGUCCGUUCUGGGGAAGAAGUUCAGCAGCAGCUCAGAGUUCACCCAUUAUCUGGGGUCACACUCUGGCCGGCUGCAGUUCCACGGAACCUCAUCCCCCAGCGUCGGGGCUUCUGGCUGCAGUGAUGCCUCUGGCUGUGACUGUGGGAACUCUGCGAAUCACAACAGGAUCUGCGGCACUGUGACAUGCGCUCCUAUGAGCUGUAAGAAGCCACUGUACCCCAUAGGACACUGCUGUGACAUGUGCAGUGCCAUCGUCACCAUCCAGUAUUCCUCAGGCUUCAUCCUUGAGUCUUAUCGGAUUCGACUGCAGCACCUCUUCCUUGGUCUGCCCUCGUACCAGUCCAUUCAGCUAGGCAUGUCCAAGGUGCUCAAAUCUCAGUAUUUCCUCGGGGUGAUCCCACGUGCGGCUGCAGCUGAGAUCCAGAUCGUGCUCCUGGAUGGGGGGUCUGGUGCGGUGGCAGAGGCCCUGGCUCGGGACAUAUUGAAGGAUGUCCAAUCCCAAGGCUCAAACCUGGGCAUAACCGGGGCUGAGUUCCAGGCCUCUUCUGGGGCCACCAGUGGUGACGGGGCAGGGGACAACGCAGGAGUUGUGGUGGGAGCCGUGUUCGGCAUCCUGAUAGUAGUCGUUGGUCUCCCCCUCCUGGCUGUCCUCUUCCGCAGAGGCGUCAUAAAAAUGCCAAGCAUGCCCACCAUCUCCAUCCCUUCUCUGAGCAGCUUAAGGAGAAGCCAGGAGGAGAUCGGGGACUUCACGGACCACGGCUUUGAAAACCCCAUCUUCGACAAGCCCACCAUGAUGCCCGAAGUACCAGGUAUCUAUGGGACUGAAGCCGCCAACUCUAUCUCCCUGACGCCGUCAGGUGUGCAUUUUGUUAACCCUGCGUAUGAUGAGAACGAGACCUCAAUCGAUUUCUCUGCCUGAGACUGUGUGUCAUGGUAUCUGUAAAUAUUUUGUGCACAUUCUUAUGAGAAUCAUUUCUUCUUACGUGUUGUAAUGUAUCUAAAAUGUAAACAUAAUAUGUUUCAUGCUUCAUUUCAUAUUAAUUAUUAGGUAUUUUAAAAAGUCAAGCAAUUCAUAUUUGUAAAUCAAUUCUAAAAAGAUUUGGCAAAAGCUUUGUCACAUUGUUAAUAUGAUUUACAUUGGAUUGACCAUUGACACAACAAUGAAAGACAGCCCUUGAACUCAUCUUGGUAGUUAGUACUCAGCACAAUGUCAAAUAAACAUAGUAUGUUUUUGCAUAUGAAAGACCAAUCACAGUAGGUAGCAAGUCAGUCACUUGCUAACCUGUUCCAAUAAAAAGAGCGGUUAAAAAGUUA